GACCUUUCUGAAGAGUUUCCCGUAUAAAGGAAUGCAUCAAAAAGUGAUACCUUGUUAAGCUCCAUGGCGAAUUGGCGUAGCUUUUUCUGUUAGGAUAUAACGUAUAUAUACUGACCGCUCUGCAAACUCUUAUUAGCUUGCAGCAAAUUUAAAAAUGAAGUGUUUGGGUCUGCUUUUCUUGGCAGUGUCAGUGGCCGGCCGCUUUACGGAUGACUUGUACAAACUUUUGGGCAAAGAAAAUGGAGACAAGAAUCUUAUAUGCUCCCCCCUUUCCGUCGAAAUCGCCAUGAGCAUGGUCUACAUGGCAGCUGAGGGAAAUACAGCCGCAGAACUGAGGAAAGUCCUGAAACUGCCCGCCGAUAAGAAGGAAGUGUCCAAAAAAUACAAGGAGCUUUUGACAGGUCUCGAAGGGCGUGAAAAGGUGGCCAUCCUUGAUUUGGCUAACCGCUUGUACGUCAACAAUAAGUUCCAGCUGGUUCCGGAGUACAAUCAGGUGGUCAGGGACUCCUUUAAGGCCGAAGCGGAGGCUAUAAGCAUGGCAAAUCCAGGCAAUGCAGCUUCCAUUAUCAACAAGUGGGUCAACGAUCAGACGAGUGGCAGGAUAAAAAAUAUAAUCUCAUCCACUGAUAUAACCUCGGAUCUCGUAGUUGUACUCCUGAAUGCUAUUUACUUUAAGGGCCAGUGGAAGUACAAGUUCGACCCAAAAAUUACACAGAAAGCCGAUUUCCAAGUUACACAAAAAAAUCGCCUUCCUGUCGAGAUGAUGUCACAAACUGGCGCAUUUAGGGCGGCAGAUUUAAAAUCUUUAGAUGCCAAAGUGAUUGAGCUUCCUUACCGGAAUUCAAGCCUAUCAAUGCUUAUAUUUUUACCCAACAAAGUCGAUGGUCUGCAGGAAUUGGAGAGCAAAAUCGCCGGCUUUUCCGGGCCCUUACAAGAAUUGAGAGUGAGAUUGAAGCUGCCCAAGUUCAAAAUCGAAUUUUCUGCAGACCUAAUCAAAUUUCUUGAAAAGAUGGGCAUACGAGAGGCAUUCAGCAACUCAGCAAAAUUAAGCGGCCUGGUAUCAAAACCAGCGGUUAAGAUCGGUAAAGUUUUUCAAAAGGCCUUCAUAGAGGUCAAUGAAGAGGGGGCCGAGGCAGCGGCUGUAACAGCUUUAAAGAUUAUUAUAAGGAAAGGUCCAUCGCCUGACAUGGAAUUUAUUGCCGAUCAUCCAUUUGCCUACGUCAUUCGAGAUGAAAACACCAUUUACUUUCAGGGACACUUUGUAAAGCCAGGGAAAUGAAAUAUAUAAAAAGUAUAAAAUUCCUAA
Messenger RNA from Drosophila elegans, 1306 nucleotides. Its product is annotated as serine protease inhibitor 42Dd-like. Gene Ontology annotation, molecular function: serine-type endopeptidase inhibitor activity. The coding region runs from base 155 to 1279 and encodes 374 amino acids. NCBI's taxonomy places the organism in Eukaryota, Metazoa, Arthropoda, Insecta, Diptera, Drosophilidae. The transcript has 4 exons. The record is from RefSeq and is a predicted model, not a curated record.